Molecule: messenger RNA, 1139 nt
Organism: Gaeumannomyces tritici R3-111a-1
Lineage: Eukaryota; Fungi; Ascomycota; Sordariomycetes; Magnaporthales; Magnaporthaceae
Exons: 4
Coding region: 272-997 (241 amino acids)
Source: RefSeq, a predicted model, not a curated record
CGCUCGCCCACACGAGCGCUCGCAGCUCUGCAUACCCACCGGGAUCACUACCCUAUUACGUGCGCCAACGACCUUGAUUUUGCGGUCUGGGUCCUGAUGGUCGCCCGGUCGAGAUGAUAAAUAGGGCUGGACGUGUCCACGGCUGCCCACAACCCUCAGAUGCGGACCCAGCAUCCCACCGUCGCUCCCGGCCGCCGACCCCGUCUCUAGCCCCGCCAAGCUUCUUCCCGGGUGAUCAACCAAGACCUGGACCAAGGUUCAACCCUCCAACAUGCUCCCGUCUCAGCUGCUGGCGUGCGUCGCCGCCCUCGCCCGUGUGGGCCUUGCGGCCACCCUCCCCCCUGCAUCCGAGCUGGUGCGCCGCGAGGAGAGCGUCGCCAAGACAUCAGACGGCAUGAUUUGGAGGGGCGCCGUGUUCCCCGGGGCUGCGCCUGUUGAGCUCCAUGGAGAUGUCGAGGACAUUUUUAACCAGAUCCUCGCCUUGAACCCCAACUACGCCCCCACGGACUCGGCUGAGGCUUUGGGCAUGACGGGCGAGAACGCCGCCCCGACCAGCGGCACCACGGCCAACGCCAUGAGCGUCCUCGCCAACGGCGUAACGUGCAAGGUCAUGGGGGUGGGACAGUUCCUUUCGAUAAGGGAGGGCUACCGCAGACUGGCCCAGCUGGGAGGCAACUGCGGCACGCCGGCGAGGGACUGCCGGCGCAUGACGUGCAACAGCCCCAACAGCGCCACGUACAUUUGCAGCGAGCAAGAUUCCCACACCGAGAUCCCCUGCGCGAGGGCGGCGCAGAUUAUCGAAAUCGACAUUGCCAGCACCAGCAAGGGCAACUGCGGGUGCUGGGACGGCAGGACACCCUUCCUCCUCAGCGGCAACUACUACGAGGGCUGGUUUAGUAUUUGGGCCGGCUUCGGCCGUUGCGGAACUGCCCCCAACCAGCGCCCGACAGCCUACCCGUUUCCCGGCGAGCAGGGAUGGCCUGACUACUGCCCGUGAUUCACCGAGGCUCCUGUUGGACAAAGACUGUAGCCUUUUUGAGCCCAUAUAUACUAAUGCUCCUUCGAAACACUUCCGUUUUCUUGUGAAUUGCUAUGUACAAUUUGAAGUUUCCACCCCGUCUCCCCACCCGCGUUUUCGC